Sphaeramia orbicularis (orbiculate cardinalfish) is the source of this 6825-nucleotide messenger RNA. RefSeq names its product zinc finger protein 106a (gene znf106a). The transcript has 22 exons. Lineage: Eukaryota; Metazoa; Chordata; Actinopteri; Kurtiformes; Apogonidae. Bases 103 to 5355 code for a protein of 1750 amino acids. Gene Ontology annotation, cellular component: cytosol; membrane. The record is from RefSeq and is a predicted model, not a curated record. Gene Ontology annotation, biological process: insulin receptor signaling pathway. Gene Ontology annotation, molecular function: RNA binding; SH3 domain binding.
GGCGGAUGUUAUUGUUCUUCACCUCAGCGAUGGAUGAUAAAGAGCAGUCAUCACAUAUUUGGAUGUUAUAAAGGAAUGAGCUGAUUCUUAUCAGUGUUGAAGAUGGAGAGGAGCAGAAAGUGCAUCCUGUGUGAGACGGUCCACGCCUCCAGACAGGAGAUGGAUGAGCAUAUGAGAAGUAUGCUGCACCACCGAGAGCUGGAGAAGCUAAAAGGCCGGGACUGCGGACACGAGUGCCGAGUGUGUAAAGUGACGGUGGUGAGCCUGACCGACUACGCCAGCCACAUCUCCAGUCCUACGCACAAGCAGAAGGCCGAGGCCGCCGAGCAGAAGCAGAGCCACAACGAGGCCGAAGAGGACUACUUCGACCAAGGCCUGGUGGACCUGAUCGACAAGAGGAAAGAGCAGAUCAGAAAAGAGAAAGAGGCUGCUGCCUUAAAACGAGCAAACGAAGAGGAAGAGCAAAGGAAAACUAACGAAUUCCAUCGGAGGUUAAAGGAGGCUCAGGAGCGUUUCCAGCUGGAAUGUGACUGGUCACAACCAUCAAAUGGUUUCAGUGGAUCCAACCAGUACAGUUGGUAUAACAGCAACCAAUACAACGCCCCAGCUGGACAGGGACGCGCAGAUUAUAGACCUUGGCAGCACAGUAAACAGGGAAAGAGCGCCACCUGGCACGCUCAGCAGCCUCCCAACUUUCACAAAUGGGCAUCUGGAGAGUUUUCAAGUGGGAGUCUGCACAACCAAGAGAGAUGGAACAACAGGCAGUGGGAUCAGGGCAUGCACUCUGGGGGUCAGAAACCUCGGCUGCCCUGGCUCAGCAACGGAGGAAGCAGCAAUGGCAUCUACGGACGCAACAAUAUUUCCCAGUAUCCCCAGAGGAGCCGGCCCCUGAGCCUCCUGGGACCCCCAUCCUGGUUUCCAUCACCGCCAAAAUUUUUCGCACAUCAGUUUCCAAAUACAGACCGUAACGAGGGAGGUCAUCAGGGCGACAUGCCUCAUAACGGUGAGCAACAGAACGCAGAAACUGAUCACCACAGUAGUAAGACCUCCAAGGCCUUUGGCAGCAAUUCAAAACUGGACAAAGUCUGUCGUUGGUCGCCUUAUCCGGUCACUAAGGGGCUCGAGUCUACAUCACACAAUCACGCAAACUCAUCCGAGAAAAACAACAUGGCAUCCAAACCUCAGAAGCAAGAAAAGGCAGCAGAUAACAAUGCUUUUAACAGAAAGUCAAGACCUGAGCAGAAACCAGGGCCAGCGGGCUCUGGUGGGCAAAGUGUGGCAGAAAAAUGGAAGCAUAAAACCAACCUCGCAGCCAAAUCCAGAGAUAGGAGUAGUAGUGGCAGUCGGAGCAGCAGCGCUCAAAGAGAAUCUCAGCAAUUUCCUACUCCCAGUUUAAGAGAAGGUCGCCGAAACUCUUCACCCAAUGCACCCAGCCAGAAGACGAGCAAACCAGCUGCACAGAAAGACAAGAAGCUGUCCUCAGUUUCUGGUUCCAACAGUGCUGCUCAAAUUAGCAAGACUUCCAGUCAAGUAAGUGAAAAGGUAAAGUCGAAGCACAGUGGACUCAGCGCUCCACCUGUUGGCCUCCUGCAGUCACGGCACGAUCAGCAGAUCCAAGAAACUCUGAGGAAAGCCAGGCAGAUUGUGCUAGAGAAGAAGGCGUCUUUAGAAAGUUCAUUACCGAACAGAGCGGAGGCAACUCAGCAGAGUAAAGAGGAGCAGCAGAGGACUCAAGCCCCGAGUGGAAUCAACAAAGAAAACAGCUGCAGGCAGAGACCAGCGCUGCCGGAGUCCAUCAGACUGGGUCCACAUGGGAAGGACAAAGAAAAGGUUGCAUCUUCAGACAGUAACCAGUCACUCCAGUCAUUACAGGUCAGCACCUCCACCGAAGAGAGGCUGAACUUUGCAGCUCCGAGCCCGGAAGACGAGGAGAGGAGGAAAAGAGAGAGGGAGGCCUGUGCAGACGAGGCCAUGCAGGGUUUAGAGGUCGGACAGGGUUCAGAGAGCGACACCUCCAGGGGCGGUGAGGCCCAGGCAGGUCCGAACGCCUCUGGUCUGUCCAAGCUCGACCUGCCUCCCGUCUUAAAGCGAGACCUGACCAAACACAUGAGCUCCAAGGCCAAAGUAGGCGUCAGUCACGAACCCAACCUGAACAUUGCCAGGCGGGUCCGAAACCUGAGCGGGUCGAGGAAGAACGACGCGGACAAGGACUCAGGGCUGAAACCGACCGUACGGCAGCUCAUCAGCUCCUGUGGGUCGCGGCGUAACGUCAACUGGGAUCAGGUCUAUCAGGAGGUCCGCAAGAAGCAAGACAAAGGAAAAGGAAUGCCAAGGUUUGGAAUAGAGAUGGUGCCAUGUGACCAAGAGGACCACAGUCAGGAGGAGGACGACCUUCCUCUGCUCCAGGGUUUCCAGUGGGAGUCACUGAUGGACAUGUCCUCCAGCUCCGCCUCCGCCACCUCCCGCAAGCGCUCCUUAUCCGAGAGCAGCAUCGCCCCCAUGCCUGCGCAGUCGCUGUUCCCAGAAAGCUUGACCUCAGACCUUCAGAGAUGCUCGGGUUCUCCACGAUACGCCCAGGGGACCAAAGAGGAUCAGGCCCAGCAGGACUUGGACUUGGACUUGAAGCAGAUGUUCAGUCACAGUGAAACCAUAGGGGUGAAACAGGAGGACGGUGUAACGGCGGGGACAGCCAGGAGUCUGCAGCGAUCCGAUUCAGCGCUCGGAGACAGCAGUUCAGGAACGGAGCUGUGUGACGGUCAGGGAACAGGGAAGAAGCGCCGAGCGACUCGGGAAGUGCCAAAUCCUGAGACCUCCGGCUUGGAACACAAUAACAAAAGAAGAAAAAUUAAGCCCAAAAAAGAGCGUUUACAGAUCGACCAGCUGCUGGCGGUGUCUCUGCGUGAGGAGGAGCUGAGCCGGUCUCUGCAGACCCUGGAUACAAACCUCAUCCAGGCUCGGGCAGCGCUGGAGGCGGCCUUGAUGGAGGUGCAGCGACUCAUGGUGGCGAAACAACAGAUGACCACAGAGAUGAGCACGCUGAGAAACAAACGUAUUGAGUUACUCAAAGGGAUGCAAGGUACUCGGGAGGAAUCGCCUGGGUUGAAGCUGAAAGAGGAAAAGGUGGACUCGUUUGAAGUUGAGCUCGUCGCGCCCCCCUCCCUCCCCUCGUCUACGGACCCCCCAGCCUCUGCUGUGGGUCCAGGUCCUGCUGCCCAGCGCUCUGUUCCCAGUCCUAAUCACUGCGCUCAGCGGGCCUCCCCUCCCUCCUCCAGCCUUCCCUUCAUGCCCGUCUCCAUCAAGCAGGAGCCCCAGUCUCCGGUCCACGUCAGCUCAGGGCUGGACGCUGACGAACCCCCCACCCUCUGCGCUCACAGCACCACCCCAGAGCUCCCUUCAGAUCUUGGCCUAAACCUUCGUCCAUCUACUGACAGAAAGUCUCAGCUGUUCCCAACUAAAACAGAACAUGAGAAGGAGAACUUUGGAGAACUCAUGGACUGCAAAGAGAGCCUGUCAGGACUAGUUCAAAUGAUGGACAAGGAGAUCCAGGCCGGUAGAAGCAGUCCGCCUGACUCCAAAAGCCACAUAAAGCUCUUGUCACCCAGUAGGAGGGGCUCUGAGGUGGGCGGGGCCAUUGAAAGUACAGAAGCCCCGCCCUUUGAGCCCCCGCCGGUGCCUUCAGUCCUUCAUUUACCAGCCUCUCCUGGAAAUGGAAAGCGUGUCAGGAAGCUGAAGAAGAGGAAGGUGUUGAAGAAGGCCCAGGGGGCGGAGCAACCCGAGAGCAGCGACACCGAGCUGGACGCCGAGGCCCUGAGGCCGAGGUGGCUCCGCCCACGCAGAAGGUCCAGCGGCGGCUCUCAGGUCAGCACCUCCACCCUGCAGAUGGAGGACAGGGAGGGGGACAUGAACGUGGAGGAGACGGGGGAGGCGGCAAAACCUGGUCCGGAGCAGGUCCCGCCUCCUAGACAGAUGGGCCAAGUGCCUCAGGUCGCCCAGGCAACGCCGGCAGCAAAUCAGAAACCAGAGGAAAGUAUGGAGGUCACCGCAGCCACUCAGCAGCCCACGGAACCAGAACCUGUCCCGGUUCAGGUCCCAGACUCUUCCAGACCAGAACCACAGAACGUGGCCUGCAACGAAGUCUCGUCCACCAGUGACAUGGACAUUUCUCCAGUCCACUCCUCGGACAAUGACGUGCCAAUAAUUGUCACGAUGCCAAACAUGGAGAAGGCUUCAUCAGACGCGUCCUCUGACCACGGUGAGGACGACAUUCCCACUGAGGGUGUGUUCGAGGGCCACGCAGAGGCGGUGAACGCCAUUCAGAUCCACAACGGGCUGCUGUACACGUGUUCAGGAGACCGGACUGUCAGAGCCUUCGACCUGGUGAGUCAUAAAUGCGUGGGUGUGUUCGAGGGUCACAGCUCCAAGGUGAACUGCCUGUUGUUGUCCACGAACCCCUGCCUGCAUCACCGCCUCUACACCGGCUCCAGCGACCAGACCAUCCGCUGUUACAGCCUCAAGCAGCAGAAGUUUCAGAAUCAGUUCUCUCUGUCCGAUCGAGUCCUCUGCCUCCACAGCCGCUGGAAGAUUCUGUACGCCGGGCUGGGCAACGGUACCGUGGUGACCUUUAACCUCAAGAUCAACAGACAGGUGGAUGUGUUCGAGUGUCACGGGCCGCGGGCCGUCAGCUGCCUGGCCACGUCCCAGGAGGGCACCCGCAGGAUCCUCCUGGUGGGGUCGUACGACAGCACCAUCAGCGUGAGGGACGCCAAGAACGGACUCCUGCUGCGAACGCUGGAGGGACACAGCAAAACGGUGCUUUGUAUGAAGGUGGUCAAUGAUCUGGUGUUCAGUGGCUCCAGUGAUCAAAGCGUCUACGCUCAUAAUAUGCAUAGCGGAGAGUUAAUGCGGGUCUACCAGGGCCACACUCACGCCGUUUCCGUGGUCGCCGUUCUGGGGAAAGUGAUGGUGACCGCCUGCCUUGACAAACUGGUCCGGGUCUACGACCUCCAGUCCCAUGAGCUGCUGCAGGUCUACGGAGGACACAAGGACAUGGUGAUGUGCAUGAACAUCCACAAGAACAUGAUCUACACGGGCUGCUACAACGGCAGCGUCCACGCCGUCAAGCUGAACCUGAUGCAGAACUACCGCUGCCGGUGGCACGGCUGUUCGCUGGUCUUCGGGGUGUUGGAGCAUCUCCAGGACCACCUCCUCAACGACCACGCCACCAUCAACGUCCAGACGCUCAGGUGUCGCUGGAAAAACUGUGAAGAGUUUUUCUGUACCCGGAACAGCUCCAAACAGACGUUGCUUUUGCACAUGCAGAAACACACGGAGGAGGAGACUGAACCGGAGCCUUAAGAGCUGCAGGAAAUGAAGGUUUCCUCCAAGCUCACUUCCCUACUUUUCUUCCUGUAACCUAUCACCUUUAACCCCCCCCUCUGUUCACCUCCCAUAUUGGGGGGGAUUGAUCGAUCGUUCUCGGGACCCGCUUGUGACGAGUGGCGUCCGAUGACUCUAUCCUUUCUGAUCCGUGUUGGAAUCCAACCAUAUAACAAUAAUAACCGAGGAGGGUUGGUUGUGUUCUCGUCUUUUUUUUUUUUUUUUUUACGUUCUAUAAAAACACACCUUCCUCUUCUGUCUAAAGUCAGACCAUUGCUGUUCGACCAAAACAAAUGUGACUUUUGUUUAUUGAAGAAACUCCAGCGUUGACGCCAGAGCGAGGGAUUGUGACGCUUCCUGUUGAAAAGCUACAACACGACCCCAGCUGAUAAACCGCUGGGUUGACUUCACUAUGGCAUGGGUUAAGAGAUGUUUUAUUGUUGUUGUGCGGUUGUGACGUUUCAUUUUGAGCAACUUAUAUUAUUUUUCCUCUUUUUAUUUUGUCACGUUGCCCUUAUUCCCUCAGAAUAGUGUUUGGUAGCUUCAGACUUGGAGUGAUGUUUGGAUCCAUGUGUCUGUGGUUGUUUUCAGGAGGAUCUAUUUACUCAUGGUUUGGUUUUAUUUUAUUUUCAGAGAGCCCCUUUCUCUAACCUUUUUGGGUUUUUUGUUUUUUUGUUUAUUUUUUUUUGUUGCUCAUUGAUAUUAAGGCAUGGAGGGACUUUGGUGCAGUGUUUGUGUGACUUGUGGCCUCACGUUGCCAUUUGAGACUUUUCAUUUGUGGUGAGAACAGAAACAGAGCCGAGACGUUGUGAUGAUCGUGUGUCUGUGAACAUGUUCUUCUCGACAAAGGGCUGUGAAGAUCCCUGUUUUCCAUGAGUGUGUGUGCAUGUGGUACUGUUUUUGAUGCGAUUUCCUCCCUGGAGAUCUUUUUUCUUUUUUUAAUUUAAUUUAAUUUUUUUUUUUUUUACGUUGGAGCAUCGAGCAGAAGGCGCCUGAACUGUUUUUCCGAAGCGAGGACAGUUUUCUAACGAAGAGGCAUUAGUGUGGAGGUGAAGGACGUUUCGCGGAGGUGUUUGAUGGACGAGCUUGAAAAGAAGGAUUAGGUUUUAUCUCCCAUGCCAUAACCUCAGCCCACUGAAAACAGGAAGGCAUUAACCAGUGUUCAGCAGCGCGGAAGGCCAGCCGAUGCUCUAUGUGGUGUGGUUACGACUCUCGGUUGUGUCUUCUCUCUCUCUCUCUCUUUUCUUUUUUUGAGGAUUUGUUUCUCAGAUUUAACCCGACGUUCUUCCCGUUGUCAUCCAUUCAUAACGCGAACAGUUCACCUCUGCUCUGGCAUUCCUGAGUUUCUUCAACAUGUUAAUCUUUUCUCUACGUUGUAAACGGAUAUUUUUUAAGAAUGUGCAAUUAAAGAAAGUGUUAUUAAAAAAAUAUUAUUAAAACACUGUAAAC